AUGAGCCGUUGUGCCGUGCGCUGUGCACCUUGCCUUGCUGUGGCAACCUUAUGUUCACUGCCCUGCCUUAAUGCUUGCGCAGGAGGAGCGGCAGGUGCUCAAGAAAAUCUCCCUUCCCCCUCCGCCCUUCCCAUCCACCCUCCUUCCUUCCCCCUCCGCGCUUCACAUCCGCCCACCAAGGGAGGUCACGUUCCGCCCUCUGUGCAAUUGACCAGCUUGAAGCCGCCAAGGAACAUCUUAAAACUUCCCUUACCCACUCUAGUUCCCCUUACGCAUUCCUUUUUCAUUGACACCUCCUCCUCCGUUACCCAAUCCCCCUCCCCGUAUCACUACCUUUAUGCUUGCCCUUUCCCCCUCCCCUCUCUCCCUUCCCGUGAAGCCAUUCCUUUCCCCUUUACCAUUCUCGUUCCUCUUACCACCUCCCUUUACCCGUACCCCCUACCCCCUCCCUUUUCUCCUUCUCUUUACUCCUUCUUUACCCGUCCCUGA
Molecule: messenger RNA, 489 nt
Organism: Closterium sp. Naga37s-1
Lineage: Eukaryota; Viridiplantae; Streptophyta; Zygnematophyceae; Desmidiales; Closteriaceae
Source: the annotation of a GenBank genome assembly